This is a messenger RNA of Physcomitrium patens, 1538 nucleotides long. NCBI's taxonomy places the organism in Eukaryota, Viridiplantae, Streptophyta, Bryopsida, Funariales, Funariaceae. The record is from RefSeq and is a predicted model, not a curated record.
CGCACAGUAAAUUUGCCUCGCUGUGUUGUGAUAAAGCGAUUCUUUGCCUGGAUUUCUUGCGCAUCCUUCUCUUCUCUCCCAACGUUGCGGAAGUUUGCGUCAUUGUCAAGCUCUAUUGUUCGGGCACUAGAAGCGCCUUAUUUGCUGUUGUUAUCAGCGUCGAACUGAACCCUCGUGGCGAAAAUGCGGCUAUUUUCAAAUUCGAAAGAUCCCGCCUUGUCCCAAACGGAACCAAGAGCUGUAAUUUCCGUAUGAAAAACGUGUCUCAACUUUAGUGCAGAGAUCUAGUCAAGGUAUUUGGCGUGUUUGCAGCACAUCUGUGCAGAUCGCCAGCAUGGGUGUCGACAAGGACGCCAAGAUCUUUGUUGCUGGACACCGAGGUCUAGUAGGUGCGGCUGUUGUUCGUGCUUUGAAGAAGGAUGGUUAUAACAAUUUGGUGAUGAAGACUCAUAAAGAACUAGAUCUUACCCGUCAAGCAGCUGUGGAAGAAUUUUUCGACACGGAGAAACCAGCGUACGUCAUCCUAGCAGCUGCGAAGGUGGGAGGCAUUCACGCAAACAGUACUUACCCUGCAGAGUUCAUUGCCGUGAAUCUGCAGAUCCAAACGAAUGUCAUCGAUGCUGCUUACAAGUCUGGGGUGAAGAAGCUCUUGUUUCUGGGCUCUUCGUGUAUCUACCCAAAGUUUGCCCAGGUACCCAUCGUUGAGGAGUCGCUCCUGACAGGGCCUUUGGAAGCUACAAACGAGUGGUAUGCUGUAGCAAAGAUUGCAGGAAUCAAAAUGUGCCAGGCUUACAGGCUGCAGUAUAAUUUCGACGCCAUUUCUGGAAUGCCGACAAACCUCUACGGUCCCCACGACAAUUUCCAUCCCGAGAACUCCCACGUCUUGCCAGCCUUGAUCAGACGCUUUCACGAGGCUAAGGUGAACGGCGCUAAGGAAGUGGUUGUGUGGGGAUCAGGUUCCCCAUUCCGUGAGUUUCUUCACGUGGACGACUUGGCAGAGGCAACAGUAUUUCUGCUGCAGAAUUACUCCGCGCAUGAGCAUGUCAACAUGGGCAGUGGCUCUGAGGUCUCAAUCAAGGAACUCGCCGAAAUGGUGAAGGAAGUGGUUGGAUUUCAGGGGCAGCUGACAUGGGAUACUUCUAAGCCUGAUGGAACUCCACGAAAGCUCAUCGAUAGCAGCAAACUUGCCAACAUGGGGUGGCAAGCGAGAAUUCCCCUCAAGGAAGGAUUGGCAGAGACUUACAAAUGGUACUGUGAGAACUACAAUGUCUAGGCUAUUUUAUUCGGAUCAACCUUGAAGCACCUGUUUUUGAAUUCUUACUACGAUAGAUAAAUUCAAGCGGUGGCUAUGUGAAGCAGUGGUAGCUUUGCAGGAUACUGACCUCGAGGAUAUUUAUCACAAUUCAUUGCCUGUUUAGUGGGUACUGCAACCUUGUAUUGUGAGGCUGUCAUGGCAAUUUUCUUUCUAGCAUGCUGACUUUAAACUAUUUACAUAUAUGUUGAUGGAAAUUUUGUGAUGAAUUCUAUUUCUUUUAACA